Peromyscus maniculatus bairdii (prairie deer mouse) is the source of this 1678-nucleotide messenger RNA. RefSeq names its product homogentisate 1,2-dioxygenase (gene Hgd). The record is from RefSeq and is a predicted model, not a curated record. Gene Ontology annotation, cellular component: cytoplasm. Gene Ontology annotation, biological process: L-phenylalanine catabolic process. Gene Ontology annotation, molecular function: homogentisate 1,2-dioxygenase activity. Lineage: Eukaryota; Metazoa; Chordata; Mammalia; Rodentia; Cricetidae.
CUCAUGUGUCCGUUAAGCAACUCUGCCUUGAGUGACGUGCUGACCAAGGAGACACGGUGAACUGGUGAAACCCAGAACGUUCCGAGAGAAGCUUCAAAGGGACACAGAGGUGCUGGUGUCUCGUAGACUCCCUGGCCCGGGUUAAAAUGGCAGAGUUAAAGUACAUUUCUGGAUUUGGGAACGAGUGUGCUUCAGAGGACCCUCGCUGCCCGGGUUCCCUGCCCGAAGGACAGAAUAAUCCUCAGGUCUGCCCCUACAACCUCUACGCGGAGCAGCUCUCGGGAUCAGCCUUCACUUGUUCACGGAGCACCAAUAAGAGAAGCUGGCUGUAUAGGAUUCUCCCUUCAGUUUCUCACAAGCCCUUUGAGUCCAUUGACCAAGGCCACGUCACUCACAACUGGGAUGAAGUUGGUCCUGAUCCUAACCAGCUUAGAUGGAAACCAUUUGAGAUUCCAAAAGCAUCUCAGAAGAAAGUGGACUUUGUGAGCGGGCUGCACACCUUAUGUGGAGCUGGAGACAUCAAGUCUAACAACGGACUUGCUGUUCACAUCUUCCUGUGUAACUCCUCCAUGGAGAACAGGUGCUUUUACAAUUCAGAUGGGGAUUUCCUGAUCGUUCCCCAGAAAGGGAAGCUUCUCAUUUACACAGAGUUUGGCAAGAUGCUGCUGCAGCCCAACGAGAUCUGCGUCAUUCAGAGAGGAAUGCGAUUCAGUGUCGAUGUCUUCGAGGAGACCAGGGGCUACAUCCUGGAGGUUUAUGGUGUCCACUUUGAGUUACCUGACCUGGGACCCAUUGGAGCGAAUGGCUUGGCCAAUCCUCGUGAUUUCUUGAUCCCUGUUGCCUGGUAUGAAGAUCGUCAAGUGCCUGGUGGUUACACUGUGAUUAAUAAAUACCAGGGCAAGCUGUUUGCUUCCAAACAGGAUGUCUCCCCGUUCAAUGUUGUGGCCUGGCAUGGAAAUUAUACACCCUACAAGUACAACCUGGAGAACUUCAUGGUCAUCAAUGCAGUGGCCUUUGACCAUGCGGAUCCUUCCAUUUUCACAGUGCUGACUGCCAAGUCUACCCGACCUGGAGUGGCCAUAGCGGACUUUGUAAUUUUCCCACCUCGGUGGGGGGUGGCCGAUAAAACCUUCAGGCCUCCGUAUUACCACCGGAACUGCAUGAGUGAAUUCAUGGGACUCAUCAAAGGUAAUUAUGAGGCAAAGCAAGAUGGAUUCCUGCCAGGGGGAGGCAGCCUGCACAGUAUCAUGACCCCUCACGGCCCGGAUGCAGACUGCUUUGAGAAGGCCAGCAAGGCCAAACUGGCACCUGAGAGAAUUGCUGACGGCACCAUGGCAUUCAUGUUUGAAUCUUCCUUGAGUUUGGCAGUCACCAAGUGGGGACUCAAGACCUGUAGAUGCUUGGAUGAGAACUACUACAAAUGCUGGGAGCCCCUCAAGAGCCACUUCACCCCCAAUUCCAGGAACCCCACGGAACCUAAGUGAGACUGAAGCCUGCUCCUGUAAUUGAGAAUAGAUUUGCAUGGUUUCCUUGAGAACCUCACACCCUCUGGGGAUAUGGGGACAGGGAUUAAAAUGAGAGCUCACUUUUCAUAGUCAAGUAACCCAGAGUGUUCGUGGAAAUGCAUUCGGAAAUGUCUAUGGCUUUCUCAUUACUAAAUAAAUAUGUGUUCUGUGGA